This is a messenger RNA of Drosophila bipectinata, 651 nucleotides long. RefSeq lists its product as uncharacterized. The record is from RefSeq and is a predicted model, not a curated record. Lineage: Eukaryota; Metazoa; Arthropoda; Insecta; Diptera; Drosophilidae.
CAUUGACACUGAAAAUAAUCGGUUUGACUUCCCGUUUUGGUUUACCUGCAACGUGACCACUGUCGACCACUCCACAAGGGCCUACUGUGACCCAGUCAUUAACCGAAAUUUUUGGGAUGUUUAUUAAUCCCAACCACGUAUUAGUGGUAGAGCCAGGCAUAUAAAAAGACAUGCUCCGAGUUACAACUUAUCAAUCAUCCACAGUUCAAUCAGCAGUUCAUAUCCACCAUGUGCGGAACCAUUAAGACUUCGUGUUUCCUUCUUAUGCUGAUCCUGGCACUUGGUGGGAUUGCGGCUCAGCCAACCAAGUCAGGAAAACGCCUGCAGAAGCAAGAGGUUGCUCCAUAUCCAUCCGCCGAGGAGCUUAAACCUGAAAUCCCCUUCGAAGAAGGAGUGCCAGAUGAGACCUACGGACCUCCGGAUCUAACCUAUGGACCACCACCCACUUAUGCCGUGGAGCAACUGCCCAGUGACGAAGAGCCACAGGAUUUUACUCCCGAUCCGGACGCUGAAGAAGUUCAGCCCGUGGAACAGCAACCGGCUCGCCUAACCAAGCAACUGAAACGUCGGCCACAGUCCCAAGGAUUGGUGCUCCUGUCGGCGAAUAGCAAUGGUGUUCCCCUUCAAGUGGCAAUUCAACCUUUGUGGUAA